Molecule: messenger RNA, 1158 nt
Organism: Plasmodium gonderi
Lineage: Eukaryota; Apicomplexa; Aconoidasida; Haemosporida; Plasmodiidae
Exons: 11
Coding region: 1-1158 (385 amino acids)
Source: RefSeq, a predicted model, not a curated record
AUGAACCAAAGUAGUAAUAUUUUGUCUAAAUUAAAAAAAAAGAAAAAAAAGGACAAUGAGUUGCUAAAUGAAGAAUUAAAUAAAAUUGAGGAGAAAUGGAUCAAAACAGAUAACGAUAUAAAUGAAAAAUCUGCAACAACAUCCAAGAGAGAAGAAAUUUUAGAGAUUAUACAAAAGCAAAAUGAAUUUAAAAAUAUAAAAACAACGUCCUCUGACGAAAGUGAAAAAAGUGAAAAAAAGAAGAAAACAAAUAUUAUAAAAAAUGAUAAAGAUCUGUUAAAAGAUUUACAAAAACAGAUUGAUGAAAAAAAGCUACAAAUGGAAAAACUAAAUAGGGAAAACGUGAAGAGAGAAGAAAUCGAAACUUUGUAUUUCACAGAAAUUGAAAAAAAGCAAAAGGAGGAAGAAAAAAAUAUUAUUUUGAAGAAUAAAGAAAGCGCACUAAUAAUAAAGAAUCAAAUUCAGGAAAAUUUUUUGAGGAAACAAGAAGAAGAGAGAAUGAAAAUAAUUGAGGGAAAACUAAUGCAAAAACAGUUUGAGAAGAAUAAAAUUGAAGAAUUGGAGAAGAAAAAAGAAAAGGUAGAAGAGCAGCAAAUUCUGUACAGCUAUAUUCUUGAAAAAAAUAAGGAACACAUUGAAGCUGUGAAUGCGCGAAAAACAGAAGAAAAGAUAAAAGACGCGGAAUAUAUAAAAUACCAGGUGGAAAAGGCAAAGAGAGAAAAGGAACACGAUGAAAAAAUGAAACGAGAAAAAGAAGAAAAAGAAAAAGAAAUUCAUGAAAUACGAAUGAAACAGAAAAAAAAUGUGGAAUUACAAGCUCAUUUUGACGAAAUACAAGCUAUUAAGUGGCAAAAGGAAGCCAAGCGGAAGGAAGAAGAAAAAAGACUUUUGGAGGAAGAAGAAAAAAAAAAGAAAAUAGAGGAAUUAAAAAAAUCUAGACUAGUUGCAAUGGAAUUGAAAAAGAAGAAAAAAAUAGAGCUAAUAAGGGAAGGCCAAAUAGAGGCAGAGAAUUCGAAAAAAAUACACCAACUAUAUGAAAAGGAAAAAUUAGAAAACAUAGAAAAAGAGAAAUUGAAGAAAAUAGAUUAUUAUGAGAAUUUAACCAAACUCGUUAAUUUAAAAAAAAAAACAAAUAAACAAAAAAUAAAAAAAAAAUGA